Molecule: messenger RNA, 1283 nt
Organism: Momordica charantia (bitter melon)
Lineage: Eukaryota; Viridiplantae; Streptophyta; Magnoliopsida; Cucurbitales; Cucurbitaceae
Gene: SYP61
Product: syntaxin of plants 61
Biological process (GO): intracellular protein transport; Golgi vesicle transport
Cellular component (GO): membrane
Molecular function (GO): SNAP receptor activity
Source: RefSeq, a predicted model, not a curated record
GACCAUAGGCUAGAAUUAGAUCCCGGUGCUCCGAUUUCUCAAUCUCCGGCCACCGAGCCAGAUUUCUUCACCGUAUGUAAUUGGAGUAUUAUAUCCUUCUGUGUUUGAUUUGGAGUUACACAAAGUCGCGUGCAUGUAAUCCGAUUUUCUGCUCUACCGGAAAUGGAAUUAAGCUGAUUUGAGGGUUUGAAGAUGCCAUCGGCUCAAGAUCCCUUCUAUGUUGUAAAGGACGAGAUUCAAGAAUCUAUUGAUAAACUGCAAUCCAGCUUUCACCAAUGGGAAAGGAUUUCUUCCGAUCCAGGAGAGAGAGUACAACUCACAAAAGAGUUGCUCGCUGCCUGUGAGAGCAUUGAAUGGCAGGUGGACGAAUUAGACAAAGCUAUUGCUGUGGCAGCUAGAGACCCUUCUUGGUAUGGCAUUGAUGAUUUAGAACUUGAAAAACGAAGGAGAUGGACGAGUACAGCUAGGACACAGGUUGGAAAUGUCAAGAAAGUAGUGGGAGCUGGAAAGGAGCAAACCGGACCCGCUAGUGCAAAUGGGAUGCGUCGGGAAUUGAUGAGACUACCUAACCCACACGAUACAGACAGAUCAAACUUAUAUACACCCCACCAAGCUAACGACGACUUCAUCACAUCCGAAUCAGAUAGACAACUGCUUCUCAUAAAGCAGCAGGACGAGGAGUUGGAUGAGCUGAGUGCAAGCGUGGAGAGAAUUGGAGGCGUUGGGCUUACCAUACAUGAAGAGCUGCUUGCACAGGAUAAAAUUAUUGACGAGCUAGGAAUGGAAAUGGACAGUACAUCAAAUCGUCUUGAUUUUGUUCAGAAAAAAGUGGCUGUGGUCAUGAAGAAGGCUAGCGCCAAGGGCCAGAUAAUGAUGAUAUUGUUCUUGUUGGCUUUGUUCAUCAUUCUUUUUGUGUUGGUAUUCCUCACAUAAUCUUUGUUGCAAAACCAGGCUCUGGCCAUUCACGAGGUGUCAAAGAUGAUUUGAUAGUGGAGAAGACGAGGUAACUUUUAAGCGUAUUGUCAUACAAUGCUGAAAUUUUGAACGGAGAACUAUAUCGGGUCCUUCCUAUACAUAUAGAGUUCAUCAGAACCGAUCUUCUAAAUUACAAAAUGCAAUGUGAAACUCGUUUUCACCAGCUCCUCAUAAUUUGUUUGUUACUCGAUUGGAUCCUAUAUCUUUGUUUGGAAUUUGGAUGUUUCUUUGGUAGAUGGUAUACCUCAAUUUCGUGUAAUUAUAAAGCUCUACAGAUUAUGAUAGAUUGAACCGUUGCUAUUUCCAUA